Molecule: messenger RNA, 2902 nt
Organism: Platichthys flesus (European flounder)
Lineage: Eukaryota; Metazoa; Chordata; Actinopteri; Pleuronectiformes; Pleuronectidae
Product: zinc finger protein 2-like
Exons: 2
Coding region: 20-1279 (419 amino acids)
Source: RefSeq, a predicted model, not a curated record
GUGGGAAGGAAGGAGGAACAUGUCGGCCGUGCAGCUGCUGCGGGUGUCGGUACAUGAGCGGAUCAGCGCUGCCGCUGAAGACUUCCUGCUGCAGAUGGAGAAAGGAGGAGGAACGGCUCAAGUCCUGGAGCUGAGAGCGAUGCUCACCGAGCGGCUCGCGACGGCGGUGGAGCAGAUCCUCGUGGGGCUUGAGGAAACCGUGGCUUGGUACGAGGACCGAGUGGAGCGGUACGAGCGGGAGAGGAGGGUGAUCGAUGCCGCGAUGCAGCCCGUAGUCCGGCUGCACAGAGCAGUGUGUCCUGCAGACGUCCAGCAACUGAUGGUGAAUAAAGAAGAGGUCCUUGAGCAGCCGCAGAGGAACCCUCCUGUGGACCGGGAGGACCCAGAGCCCCCCCACAUUAAAGAGGAACAGAAGGAACCGUGGACCAAUCAGGAUGGACAGCAGCUUCAAGGACUGGAGGAAGCUGAUAUCAAGUUCACAUUGACUCCUGUCACUGUGAAAUGUGAAGAAGAUGAAGAGAAACUUAAAAUUUCAACGCCUCAUCCGAGUGAGAGGAAGGAGAACAAAGCGGACUGUGGAGGACCAGAACCAGCCAGGAACUCAGGUCCUGAUGGACGGUUACAACAAGGUCCUGAGGAUAAGAAGGAAGACUCUUCUAAGACUGAAGAGGGUGAGGAUGAUUGGCUGGAGACCAGGGAACCUCAGACUGUUUUAAAUACAAGAAACAACAAACAGCCUCUAAGUGAUAUGGGAUGUAAGACAGAAAAAAAAAGGUUUAGUUGCUCUGAGUGUGGUAACAGAUUUAACCAAAGUGGUGAUCUAAAUAGACACAUGAGGAUUCAUACAGGAGAGAAACCGUUUAGUUGCUCUGAGUGUGGUAAAAGAUUCAACCAAAGGAGCAGUCUAAAUACACAUAUGAGGAUUCAUACAGGAGAGAAACCGUUUUGUUGCUUUGAUUGUGGUGAAAGAUUCAACCAAACGAGCCAUCUAAAUAGACAUAUGAGGAUUCAUACAGGAGAGAUACCGUUUAGUUGCUCUGAGUGUGGUGAAAUAUUUAACCAAAGGAGCAAUCUAAAUAGACAUAUGAUGAUUCAUUCAGGAGUGAAACCAUUCAGUUGCUUUGAGUGUGGUAAAAGAUUUAACGAAAGGGGCAGUCUAAAUAGACAUAUGAAGAUUCACACAAGAGAGAAACCAUUCAGUUGCUCUGAGUGUGGUAAACGAUUUAACGAAAGGGGCCAUCUAAAUAGACAUAUGAGUAUUCAUACAGGAGAAAAAUAGUUUAGUUGAUCUGAGUGUGGUUAAAGAUUUAAGAUUCAGUCCUAUUGUACGAGACAUGUGAGGAUUCAUAAAGGAGAGAAUUGAUUCAGUUGCAACCUUUGCAACAAAUAUUUAUUCGUAUUUAUCAACAGAUAUUCAUAGUUCACUGUUUUAAAUAGACUAUUUACAGUUUUUAUGUCCAUAUAAAAUAUAACGUAUUGAAUAGCAUAAAAGAUUUGUGUUUAUAUCUUAUUUCUACAUAAUCUAUUUUUCAUAACGUCCUUCAUGUAAUUUUAAGGUUAAAGUGUUUUCCUUGCACAGUAUGCCCAUAUUCACAAAUACAACUCAUCUCAAAGGGCUUUAACAGGGUGUGACAUCCUCUGUCCUAAACCCUCAGCAAGAUUAAGGAAAAACUACUAAAAACCCUUUUAACAGGGUAAAAAUACAUAGAAACCUCAGUGAGAGCCACAUGUGAUGGAUCCCUCUCCCAGGACGGACAGAAGUGCAAUAGAUGCCACGUGCAGGAAAACAUCAUCAAGAUUAAAGUCUUCAAGAUUAAAGCAUUUGAUCUUGAAGACCUUGCCCAAUGCCAACGCGACACAGGGUCCGCCACCAGCACCACGAUCAGCCCACAUAACUCAGAAUCCGCCACACUGGAUCCAACACUGCGACCCCCGGUGCGCGAUCCAUAAACCGCAAUCCAUAGUGCGGCCACAGAGGCCCUGGAUCUGCGGGUGAUAAAGCAAAGGGAUUCCGGGGAAGGGGGAUAGGGAUGGAGAAGAGGAAGGAGAAGCUGGAAAGAGAAGCUCUGUGUGUCAUGUGCCAUAAAAUAGAACAAGUAACAUUCUGCUGCACUAAUUAGCUCUAACUAUAAGCUUUAUCAAAAAGGAAGGUUUUGAGCCUACUCUUAAACAAAAAGAUGGUGUCUGCCUCCCGAACUGAAAGUGGUAGUUUAUUCCACAGCAGAGGAGCUUGAUUGCUAAAAGUUCUGGCUCCUACUCUACUUUUAGAGACUUUAGGGACGACAAGUAGGCUGGAAUUCUGGGAGCGGAGUGCUCUAGCGGGUUUAUGAGGUACUAACAGCUCUUUAAGGUAAAAAGGCGCUAUAAUAUUAAGGGCCUUGAAGGUGAGGAGAAGAAUUUUAAAUUCUAUUCUAGAUUUAACUGGAAGCCAGUGUAGCGAUGCUAAUACUGGAGAAAUGUGCUCUGUUUUCUUUGUUCUCGUCAGGACACGUGCUGCGGCAUUUUGGACAAGCUGUAGAGUCUUUAACGACUUCCUGCUGGAGCCUGAUAAUAAUGAAUUACAAAAGUCCAGUCUCGAUGUAACAAAGGCAUGGACUAGUUUUUCUGCAUCUUUUUGUGAAAGGACAUGUCUAAUUUUUGAAAUAUUAAGUAAGUGGAAAAAAGCGAUCAGAGAAAUUUGUUUUAAGUGACUAUUAAAGGAUAAAUCAGGAUUGAAGAUUACUCCCAAGUUCCUGUAAGUGUGUUCUUAACUAGUUCAUAUGAUUUUAAAUAUGUUUGUUUUAAAACAAUGGUUUCUUUGUUUGUGAGAUUCAAUGACGGUGUUUGUUUUCCCUCUAUGUAUUGAAUGUGUUUCUAAGAAUAAAAGUCUAAUAAAAAGAUAAAUGCGUCGUCGCCCACCUCC